Messenger RNA from Ipomoea nil (Japanese morning glory), 3478 nucleotides. RefSeq names its product protein translocase subunit SecA, chloroplastic. NCBI's taxonomy places the organism in Eukaryota, Viridiplantae, Streptophyta, Magnoliopsida, Solanales, Convolvulaceae. The record is from RefSeq and is a predicted model, not a curated record. Bases 134 to 3202 code for a protein of 1022 amino acids. Gene Ontology annotation, biological process: protein import; protein targeting. Gene Ontology annotation, cellular component: membrane. Gene Ontology annotation, molecular function: ABC-type protein transporter activity; ATP binding. The transcript is spliced from 20 exons.
GCAUUAUCUUUGAUGGCUUAUCUAUUGCUCUAUACUCUAUCUGGCUGUGAGUCAGUCUCUCUCCCUAGUCCAUUCUCUCCCAGCUUUUUUAGGCUUAGGGAAGCUACAAACUGAAAUUGAAUCGGUUGAAUUUAUGGCAUUGGCGGUUGCCCACCCCCCGCCCCCGGCAGCCUACUGUCGCUGUGAUGAGGCUUCUCACCUCUCCCGCACCGCUCUCCAUUUCUAUCAUCAUCAAAAGAAGACAAACCGCUGCAGUUGGCUUCGCGCCGGAGGAACCGGUGCUCUCCAUCUUGCUGGGACUAAACCAGUGGAACUCAGAGCGGGAUGGAUGAGGAGGCCGCGGAGCCGCCCCAUCGUGGCGUCUUUAGGAGGUCUCUUCGGAGGGAUCUUCAAGUCCACUGAUUCCGGCGAGUCCACAAGACAGUUGUACUCCUCCACCCUCGCACUUAUUAACGCCUUCGAUUCCCAAAUGUCUUCUUUAUCAGACUCCCAAUUGAGAGACAUGACUGCCACUUUACAACAACGUGCCCGUAGCGGUGAAUCUUUGGACUCUCUUUUACCUGAAGCAUUUUCUGUUGUAAGAGAGGCUUCAAAAAGGGUUCUAGGACUUCGUCCUUUUGAUGUGCAACUAAUAGGGGGCAUGGUUCUUCAUAAGGGAGAAAUAGCUGAAAUGAGGACCGGAGAAGGAAAGACACUUGUAGCUAUAUUACCUGCUUAUUUGAAUGCAUUGACUGGAAAAGGAGUUCAUGUGGUUACAGUAAAUGAUUAUUUAGCUCGAAGAGAUUGUGAAUGGGUUGGUCAAGUUCCUCGGUUUCUCGGACUUAAAGUUGGCCUGAUCCAACAAAAUAUGACAAGUGAGCAGAGGAGGGAAAAUUAUCUCUGUGACAUCACAUAUGUGACUAAUAGUGAGCUGGGUUUUGAUUACCUGAGAGAUAAUCUUGCCACGACUGUGGAUGAGCUUGUGUUGCGACGUUUUAAUUACUGUGUGAUUGAUGAGGUUGAUUCUAUCCUAAUUGAUGAAGCCAGGACUCCUCUUAUCAUAUCUGGACCUGCUGAAAAACCAAGUGAUCGGUAUUAUAAAGCUGCUAAGAUAGCUGCUGCCUUUGAGCAAGAUAUACAUUACACUGUUGAUGAGAAGCAAAAAACUGUUCUACUCAUGGAGCAAGGUUAUGCAGAUGCUGAGGAAAUUCUAGAUGUGAAAGAUUUAUAUGAUCCUCGAGAACAGUGGGCCUCAUAUUUAUUGAAUGCAAUAAAAGCAAAAGAACUUUUUCUUAGAGAUGUGAACUAUAUCAUUCGUGGCAAGGAGGUUCUUAUAGUUGAUGAAUUUACUGGUCGGGUCAUGCAGGGGAGGCGAUGGAGUGAUGGGCUUCAUCAGGCAGUUGAAGCAAAAGAAGGCUUACCAAUCCAAAACGAGACUGUAACAUUGGCUUCAAUCAGCUACCAGAACUUCUUUCUCCAGUUUCCAAAGCUGUGUGGUAUGACUGGCACUGCUGCAACAGAGAGUGCUGAGUUUGAGAGCAUAUACAAUCUUAAAGUUACAAUUGUCCCCACAAACAAGCCCAUGAUUAGGAAGGAAGAGUCAGAUGUAGUGUUCAGGGCAACUACAGGAAAGUGGCGGGCUGUGGUUGUGGAGAUCUCUAGAAUGCAUAAAAUAGGUCGGCCUGUACUUGUUGGUACAACCAGUGUUGAGCAAAGUGAUGCACUGUCAGAACAACUGCAUGAGGCUGGAAUCCCCCAUGAGGUUCUCAAUGCUAAACCUGAAAAUGUGGAAAGAGAAGCUGAAAUUGUGGCACAGAGUGGUCGUCUUGGGGCUGUUACAAUUGCAACUAACAUGGCAGGUCGCGGUACCGAUAUUAUCCUUGGUGGUAAUGCAGAGUUCAUGGCAAGGUUGAAGUUAAGAGAGAUGUUAAUGCCAAGGAUCGUUAAACCAGCUGAAGGGGUCUUUGUUUCUGUAAAGAAACCUCCUCCAAAGAAGACAUGGAAGGUGAAGGAUAGUUUAUUUCCAUGUGAGUUAUCUAAAGAAAGUUCUAAGCUAGCUGAGGAAGCUGUGCAACUAGCUGUAAAAACAUGGGGCCUGAGAUCCUUGACUGAACUUGAAGCAGAGGAGAGACUUUCUUAUUCCUGUGAAAAGGGUCCUGUAAAAGAUGAAGUAAUAUCAAAACUUCGUAAUUCUUUUUUGGAAAUUAUGAGAGAAUAUAAAUACUAUACCGAGGAAGAGAAAAGGAAGGUCAUAUCAGCUGGUGGACUCCAUGUAAUUGGUACUGAGCGGCAUGAGUCACGUCGAAUCGACAAUCAGCUGCGAGGUCGAAGCGGUAGGCAGGGAGAUCCUGGAAGUUCACGUUUUUUCCUUAGCCUUGAAGACAACAUAUUCCGUAUAUUUGGUGGGGAUCGCAUACAGGGUUUGAUGAGAGCAUUUAGAGUGGAGGACCUACCAAUUGAAUCAAAAAUGCUGACAAAAGCACUAGAUGAAGCUCAGCGGAAAGUUGAAAACUACUUUUUUGAUAUUCGUAAGCAAUUGUUUGAAUAUGAUGAGGUUUUAAACAGCCAAAGAGAUCGUAUCUACACAGAGAGGAGGAUGGCCCUAGAAGCAGAUGAUCUCCAACCACUACUUAUUGAAUAUGCUGAAUUGACAAUGGAUGACAUACUAGAGGCAAAUAUCAGUCGUGAUUCUCCAAGAGACACCUGGGAUUUUGAGAAGCUUAUUGCUAAACUUCAACAGUAUUGCUAUCUUUUGAGUGAUUUGAACCCCACUUUGCUGGCUGAUAAAUUCUCAAAUUAUGAGGAAAUGCGGGAAUAUCUUAGGUUACGCGGAAGGGAAGCAUAUCAACAGAAAAGGGACAUUGUGGAGAAACAAGCUCCAGGAUUGAUGAAGGAGGCAGAAAAGUUCUUAAUUUUGAACAACAUUGAUAGAUUGUGGAAGGAGCACUUGCAAGCACUCAAAUUUGUUCAGCAAGCCGUAGGCUUACGUGGAUAUGCCCAAAAGGAUCCCCUCAUUGAGUAUAAGCUUGAAGGCUACAACCUUUUCAUUGAGAUGAUGGCACAGAUAAGGAGGAAUGUUAUAUAUUCUGUCUACCAGUUUCAACCAGUCUUGGUAAAGGAACAAGACCAAAAAGGUCAAAAUACAGAAAAUGUCGAUGCAAAUGGGAGGGGAGGCAAUGAGAAGAAGAGCAAAGAUGAAGUUGCUAAUAAUCUCACAGCCUAGUGUAUGAGACACCCAAGAUCGAAUGAAUGCAAAUGGGAGGGGAGGCAAUGUGAAGAAGAGCAUAGAUGAAGUUGCUAAUAAUCUCACAGCCUAGUGUAUGAGACACCCAAGAAAGAAUGAAUUAUUGACAUGGUAAGAGUUUUGGUGGAUUCUUGUAUUAAAAUGCCAUACUGAAGACAAAAUGUCAAAAUGUAGAAGGGGAGGAGGUGAUGGAAAGGAACAUAAUGUGAGGAGACUUCGUUUAGCUAAUAAGUCUACCGAGUUCUUGAACAUAAA